Nerophis lumbriciformis (worm pipefish) is the source of this 5043-nucleotide messenger RNA. It is a transcript of the gene hectd2, whose product is annotated as HECT domain containing 2. NCBI's taxonomy places the organism in Eukaryota, Metazoa, Chordata, Actinopteri, Syngnathiformes, Syngnathidae. Gene Ontology annotation, molecular function: ubiquitin protein ligase activity. Gene Ontology annotation, biological process: protein polyubiquitination. The record is from RefSeq and is a predicted model, not a curated record.
AUGGCGCCGGCCCGCCACAGACGUCGGUCUGUUGUUUACUUCCGGUCGCCCCGCGGCAACAUCGUGCUGUGAUCGCGCGUGCGCGGGGGCAGUGCGCGUCCACCGCGGCCCACCUGUAGCGACGAAGGUAGACUUCUCUCCUCUUUUUCCCGUGGACAUGAAGCUUCCGGAUUACCUGUGCGCGCGCAUGUGGCGCCCAGUACGCGGCCGGAUCGCGGCGGCGCGAGACGACUGAAGAGUUUUUUUUUGGUUUUUUUCCAUCCACCGGGAGAAACGCGGAGGAUGGAUGGAGAAUAUUUCGCGGUGGCGAGGGAGAGAGACAAGCUGCCACCGAUCUCACAAAGCUCUUCUCCGACCGGACCGCCACGCGGAGCCAAACAUCCGUUGCCAUCUCUCGGGACCCUAAUCGCCACGCUCAACCACAGGAGGGACGCGACGGGGCGAGUGGCGCUUGGCGGCGGCGGCGGCGGCGGCGGAGCGGCGGGCUUCAGGCACGUGCGUGAUCUCCCGCCAAUAUGCGGCAACGUGCGCCACAAGCAGCGAGCGUCCAUCGACACGCUGCCCCCGGAGGCCAAGGCUCCCUUCCCCGCCGACCCCGUCAUCCCGCUUCGCACCAAGACCGCCAAGGACUUCCUGGAGGACACGGAGCGCGCCGUGCUGUCAGGUGACUGGCGGGAAGUCCGGGAGUUUUACCUGACCACCUUCGACUCCUUCAUCGAGCUCAACGCCGCCUUCAAGCGAGAACCCAACGGGUGCUUCAACACCAUCGACGACUCCGGGGUCAACGCCAAGUUUGUCAACGUGGUCUUCGACUCUCUGCUUAGCGCCCCGCAGGACAUCCAGAAGUCGGUGCUUAAGGGCAUCAUCAACAGUCUGCUGCGGAAGUGGAAGGGUCCUCGCACCAAAGAUGACCUGCGUGCUUACUUCAUCCUGGUUCAGAACCCUCAGUACUCCAGCACCAGCACCUACGUGAUCUACGCCCACCUGUUGAGGCAGAUGGCGGCGCUGUCCGAGGCCGACCAUCACUUCCUGGUCCACUGGCUGAAAAAGUUGUCGGCGCGACGUUUCCGUCAGCUGGUAGAGCGCCUCCUGCAGUUCAUCUCCACCCGGCUGUUUCCUGCCGAGCCCGACGACCUCCCGCCGGCGUCCAAGUGCACGUGGUGGAUCCCGUCGGCCACCAAAGUGCUCGCCCUCUUCAACGCGGCCAACAGCGUGGCGUCCCCUCCCAUCAUGCCGUUCACCGACUUCUACAACAUCACCCUGGAGCACAUCGACUUCAUGGAGGAGUAUCGCACCUGGCAGAGCUACGGAAACUCCAACAGGUUCUCCUUCUGCCAGUUCCCCUUCAUCCUGUCCACGGCGGUGAAGAAGGCCAUCAUCCAGAAGGACUCGGAGCAGCAGAUGAUCAGGCAGGCCAGGCAAAGUCUGGUGAGCAAAGUGUCGCGGCGUCAGCGCGUUGACAUGAACCUCCUCUUCCUCAACAUCAAAGUACGACGGGCGCAGCUCCUCGCCGACUCGCUGGACGAGUUGACCAGGAAGCGGUGCGACCUGAAGAAGAAACUGCGAGUGACGUUUGUGGGAGAGGCGGGACUUGACAUGGGCGGUCUGACCAAGGAGUGGUUCCUGCUGCUCGUCAGGCAGAUCUUCCACGCCGACUACGGAAUGUUCACCUACAUGAAGGACUCACACUGUCAUUGGUUCAGCAGCUGGAAGUGUGACAACUACUCAGAGUUCCAGCUCAUUGGGACUCUGAUGGGCUUGGCGGUUUACAACAGCAUCGCUCUGGACAUCCACUUCCCUCUUUACUGUUACAGGAAGCUGCUCACUCCGCCCACCAUACCAUGUGACCAGAAUGCCCUUGUUGGCAUGGCGACCGCCACCUUGGAGGACCUGCAGCAGAUCAUGCCGGAGCUGGCUCACGGCUUAGAGGAGCUGCUCAACUACGACGGGAACGUGGAGGAAGACUUUUAUCUCACAUUCCAGGUGUGUCAGGAGGAAAUGGGCGUGGUCAAAUGGUACAACCUGAAGCCAGGAGGUGACAAAAUACCUGUCAACAAAUACAACAGGAAGGAGUAUGUGCAUCUUUACGUGGACUUCCUGCUCAACAAGUCCAUCUGCAAGCAGUUUGCUGCCUUCUACCACGGCUUCCACAGUGUGUGUGCCUCUGACGCACUCAUGCUGCUGCGUCCGGAGGAGGUGGAGAUGUUGGUGUGUGGAAGUCCUCAGCUGGACAUGAACGCCCUGCAGCGGGCCGCCAUCUACGACGGAUACGGCAAGAACGACGCCACCGUCAGGAGUUUCUGGGAGGUGGUGCUUGCCUUCCCGCUGGAGCUGCAGAAGAAGUUGCUGCACUUUGCCACAGGAAGUGACCGCAUUCCCGUGGGAGGAAUGGCCGACCUAAACUUCAAAAUCUCCAAACUGGAUGCCCCCACCGACUGGCUGCCUGUAUCGCACACGUGCUUCAAUCAGAUCUGCCUGCCGCCGUAUCGCAGCAGGAAGGAGCUGAAGCACAAACUGACCAUCGCCAUCUCCAACGCCGAGGGCUUUGGCCUCCAGUGACCCGCCGCCAUCUUCCUUUGUUUUGCUCCCCCUCGACGCCGCCGCCUUUCUUAAAGGCACAGUACACGUGUAUUUAAAGGAACCCUACGUAACACGAGCCCCUCAACAAGUUAGCAGUGCAGCUAGCGCGCCCCCACUAGUACGCAUGUAAACGCAACCUCGCUACGUGCUAAGGAAGUUAGCAUAUCGUGUCGCCGGCGAGGAGGAAGCCUCGAUUGGGCGACCUUGUCGUGUCGUUUGUAGAAGAAGAAGACAUUGUUUGGUGUAGUCUUUUGAUUGACAGCAGCCUUUUAGCCAAGCGUUAGCUUAGCAUUAGCUUAGCGGGACGGGUGGAGAAAUGACGAGAGCGUGAGAAAAGUUUAGUGCCAAGUGUGUUUCCAUGGUAACACCUGUUGCCCAGGCGCCGUCAGCAAUGUGGGUCAACACACACACACACACACACACACACACACACACACUGGUUAUCAGUUGGAAUGGGGACCAAGUUUUUGAUCAUGAUUUGUGGGGACCACUGGAGACAUAACAAAAAUGGUGUAAAAUGUCCACUGCCCAGUUAGCUCAUACACGUCUUUAAAUCUCUGGAUUGAUGAAGUAAUGUGCUGAUCAUUCUUACUGGGGACCCUGGGGAAAAAGAGUUACCGUAUUUUUCGGAUUAUAAGUCGCUCCGGAGUAUAAGUCGCACCGGUCGAAAAUGCAUAAUAAAGAAGGAAAAAAACAAACAUAUAUAAGUCGCACUAGAGUAUAAGUCGCACUUCUCAGUUUUUAUAAGUUACCGCCAAUGUUGAAAUGAUCAAUUUUCAUCCAAAUCUUUAUCGGUUGACGUGUGUGUGUGUGACGAUUGCUGAUAUACGCCUAGUCCAGGGGUCGGCAACCCAAAAUGUUGAAAGAGCCAUACUGGAGCAAAAAUACAAAAACAAAGCUGUCUUGAGCCGCAAAAAUUUAAAAGCCAUAUUACAUACAGAUAGUGUGUCAUGAGAUACAAAUUGAAUUAAGAUGACUUAAAGGAAACUAAAUGACCUCAAAUAUAGCUACAAAUUAGGCAUAAUGAUGCAAUAUGUACAUAUAGCUAGCCUAAAUAGCAUGUUAGCAUCGAUUAGCUUGCAGUCAUGCAGUGACCAAAUACGUCUGAUUAGCACUCCACACAAGUCAAUAACAUCAACAAAACUCACCUUUGUGCAUUCAUGCACAUCGUUAAAAGUUUGGUGGACAAAAUGAGACAGAAAAAGAAGUGGCAUAAACCAUGUCCGAGAAAGUCAGAGAAAAGUUAUACAUGUAAACAAACUACGGUGAGUUCAAGGACCGCCAAAAUUAGUAGGACAAAACGGCGCUCGCCAAAUACUCGAAUCAAUGAGGCAUGUUUAAUAUAAACAGUGUGCUUUAUAACAAUUAGGGAGGUUUGCGUCAUGUUUGUCCUCCUACGGAAACCAUAUUCAAACAAACAAACAAAAAUUUUCCCCUCAUCUUUUUCCAUUUUUCAUACAUUUUUGAAAAAGCUCCAGAGAGCCACUAGGGCGGCGCUAAAGAGCCGCAUGCGGCUCUAGAGCCGCGGGUUGCCGACCCCUGGCCUAGUCUCUUACGUGAAUGAGAUAAAUAAUAUUAUUUGAUAUUUUAAGGUAAUGUGUUAAUAAUUUCACACAUAAGUCGCUCCAGAGUAUAAAUCGCAACUAUGAAAAAAACUGUGAUUUAUAAUCCGAAAAAUACGGUAAUAUGGUUCAUGGGGACCAAAUUUAAAAGAUUUCGCAUAAUUCACACAAAUUUGUACAUGACUACUGAGGACCAUUUGGAAAAAAAAUUAGAUUAGAUGUUAAACAUGUUUACUUUUCAGUAAACAUGUUUUAAAAAUCACUUAGGCAUCUUCAGAAUGGAUCUGACUAUCAUUUAAAAAGGUUUCCCUUUAGGGGACCUGUUUUUUAGUCCCCAUACCGUCAGAGGUCCCCUAAAGGUGACUGUGUAAACAGACCAAUGUCCCCAUUAAGUAAGCAUUGCCCGAACACACACACACACACACACACACACACACACACACACACACACACACACACACACACACACACAGAGCAAGAGAGGCCAGUGGCUCUCAAAGCUUCUUUUGUCUCAGUCAGUCAGUCGCCAUCCCAGUCCUGAUGACACAAGUGCGUAAACAGGAAGCAGUUGUGUUGUAAUUCAAAUAAUUUAAAAUAAUGAAAUUUUUAAAAAUAAUUUUGCAUAAUUCACACAAAUUUGUACGUGACUACUGAGGACCAUUAAAAAAAAAAAAAAAAGAAGUUCAAAUUAGAUGUUUACUUUUCAGUAAACAUGUUUUAUGGGCCAAAGCUUAAAAAUCACUUAGGCAUCUUCAGAAUGGAUCUGACUAUCAUUUAAAAAGGUUUCCCUUUAGGGGACCUGUUUUUUUGUCCCCAUACCGUCAGAGGUCCCCUAAAGGUGACUGUGUAAACAGAGCCAUGUCCCCAUUAAGUAAGCAUUGCCAGAACACACACACACACA